UAAUGCUUCCCACUGAAACUACCAGAAACAUCCAGAAAAUGGAGCAGAAAAACGCAGCCCAGGGAUCAGAAAAACCCUCAGUCCACUCAAUUAAACCUUGGAGUGACCAGGAAAUCCAGAGUUUCCUGCAAGAAUGGGAAUUUCUUGAGCGUGAGGUGUACAGGGUGAAGAAGAAGUAUCACAUAGUAUCAAAAACAAUUGCUGUGCGUCUCAAGGAGAGGGGUAUGAAUAAGAGCUGGAAGGAAUGUCUCCAGAUGCUGAUAAGCUUGCAGGACUUAUACUUCACUAUUCAGGAGGCCAACCAGAGGCCAAGGUGCCAACCCUUGCCAUGUCCUUAUGGCGAGACCCUGCACAGGAUUCUGGGGUACAGAUGGAAGAUCAGUGUCUUUUCAGGUCCUCCCUGUGCACAUGUGGCUAACCUCGCACCUCCCGGGCACCAGCCCCAGGCCUAUGGCGUUCCCAUAGUCUUUCAGGAGCCAAUGUGGGCCCCAACACCUGUGAUCUUUGUGGAAAAUCCUCAGGUACCCGGAUGGGAGCCCUGGAACAUGAAUGGUCAUGUUCCAUGUAUGUAUCCUGCUUUUCCCCCAGCAGCCCCAGGCCCCCUACCACAGUGGGCCAUCUCUACUGACUGAUCCAGAUCUCGAAGACAAUUAGAAUCUGGAUCCUGAUUGUUCAGAAAGACUGAAAAACAGCACAAUCUGUGUGUAGUGAAUGACUCCUUCCUCUCCUCACCUGGUGCUUUCAGUUACUCACUGGUGCAGUGAGAAUAAAUGUGAAAUAAUGAAUGACCAUGACCUC
This is a messenger RNA of Nomascus leucogenys (northern white-cheeked gibbon), 798 nucleotides long. RefSeq lists its product as uncharacterized. Lineage: Eukaryota; Metazoa; Chordata; Mammalia; Primates; Hylobatidae. The coding region runs from base 3 to 632 and encodes 209 amino acids. The record is from RefSeq and is a predicted model, not a curated record. The transcript has 3 exons.